This is a messenger RNA of Tetranychus urticae (two-spotted spider mite), 1528 nucleotides long. RefSeq names its product choline/ethanolamine kinase. Gene Ontology annotation, biological process: CDP-choline pathway; phosphatidylethanolamine biosynthetic process. Gene Ontology annotation, molecular function: choline kinase activity; ethanolamine kinase activity. The record is from RefSeq and is a predicted model, not a curated record. Lineage: Eukaryota; Metazoa; Arthropoda; Arachnida; Trombidiformes; Tetranychidae. Gene Ontology annotation, cellular component: cytoplasm.
AUAACCAAUCUCACUCAAUGAAGUUAUUGUGUUCGGGAGAACAAUAGAGAGCUUCAAAAGUUGGUUUGAUUCCAAGGACAGAAAUGAUUUACUUUGAUUCUUCCUUCAAACAGUGAUGAUCUGAAGAGAAAAAUUAACAAAUAAUUAGGAAACCAGUUUGAUAUUUGACAACAUUUGCUUGAUAACAGAAAUAUCAAUAUUACAAUGGCUGAACAAAUAGACUUUUCAUCAAUCAAAUUGGUUGAAUCUGUUAUUAAUGAUGAAAUUCGUGACAAGUGUCGACAAUUGUGCAGUGAGUUCAUUGCUGGACCAUGGAAGGAUCUAACGCUGGAUGAAAUUACUGUAACACCAAUCGAAGAUGGACUUAGUAACCGCAUCUAUGCUUGUACUAAUUUGAAAUUAACCUCAUCCAAGCAAUCAGGAUUAAAUGCUAAUAUUCCUGCCAAAGUGGUAGUUCGCUUGCAUGGCAGUUCAUUUGUUGGCGAUCAAGGUGACAUGAUUGUUGUUUCAAUGGAUGCUUUACCCUUAAUCGGGGAAAAACUUUACCAGAAAGGAUUUGCCCCGAAAAUUUAUGGAGUUUUCAAAGAAGGCAGAAUUGAACAUUACAUCGAGGGCAUAAAAUUUCCUCCUGCAACAUGGCACAAUACUGAGAUAAUUGAUUGUAUAAUACGAAAAAUGGCUGAAAUCCAUCAGCUGGAAAUGCCAAUUUCAAAGGAUCCCUGUAGUGUGCUGAAAAUGGCUGAAAAAUUUUAUAACCUUGCCCAAGAAAACAAUUCAUUUUUGUCUGUUGAUUGCUAUGAACCAGAAUACAGGCCUAUGGUUCAGCAAUUAUUGGAAUAUGAUUCAAUUGGGACAGCCGAGUGGCUUCGAGAUAUGGCUCAAUACAUUAAAUCACCAACAGUAUUCUGUCAUAAUGAUUUACAUUUUGGAAAUAUUUUAGAUCGACAAAAUUCUGAUUCUUUAGAUAAAAGGAUUAUGAUAAUUGACUAUGAUAACUGUAGCUACGGAUUUCGUAGCUAUGAUUUAGCUUUCUUCUUUUACGCCAAAAGCUUCAUCCCUGGACGAGCCGAAACUUGGGCAGGCCAAACAAUAACCACCAGAGAAGAGAAAAAGCGAAUGCUCAAGGUUUAUCUCGAUCAUCUCAUUAAAAUUCGCGAUGGUGAUAUUGAUCCAGAGGUUGACAAUUUAGAGAACUUGGAAAGGGAAAUUGAUUUCGGAGAUAUACUUCUUCAAUUUGUUUUCAAAUCCGUAGGUCGAGGUAAAAUGAGUCCAGCACUAGCUCCAAUUUUUCACAUCAUGUCCGAUAAUAUUGAAAAACAAGAUGCAAAUGUAGCUGAGGCCAAAGAAAGAUGUGAACAGUACAAGCAAUCAAUAUUGUCUGGAACAGGAAAGAAGUCGAGUGAAUAAAAUUUCUAUUAUAUCUCGUUCGAUUGGUAAAUUAGCUUUAUAAUCAGACUCAUUAAAAUGUUUAUUGGUGCAUAAAAUUUCAACAAUAAAAAUUGCUAAGAGAUUUUUCUCGAUUGUUACU